Molecule: messenger RNA, 2123 nt
Organism: Salmo salar (Atlantic salmon)
Lineage: Eukaryota; Metazoa; Chordata; Actinopteri; Salmoniformes; Salmonidae
Gene: lasp1
Product: LIM and SH3 protein 1
Cellular component (GO): focal adhesion
Molecular function (GO): actin filament binding
Source: RefSeq, marked provisional
UUGGAAUUUAGAACAUCUGCCGAUUUACCCGAUGAUAUUUUGGAUAGGUUCCCUUCAAUAGGUCUACACCAGAAUAUUAAUUUCAUUGCGUCCCGUUAUUUCUGAAAGAGGAUUUCCCCUUUCGCCAUGAAUCCGUUAUGUGGAAGAUGCAGUAAAAUGGUUUACCCCACGGAAAAAGUGAAUUGUCUAGACAAGUACUGGCAUAAAGGAUGUUUCAGCUGCGAGGUGUGCAAAAUGACCCUUAACAUGAAGAAUUACCAAGGCUUCGACAAGAAACCCUACUGCAGUAUGCACUACCCGAAGAGCUCCUUCACCUCCGUGAUUGACACCCCAGAGAACCUGCGACUCAAACAGCAGAGCAUGUUAAACAGCCAGGCGCUGUACAAAGAGGAGUUUGAGAAGAACAAGGGGAAAGGCUUCAGCGUGGUGGCCGACACACCGGAGAUGCAGAGAGUGAAGAAAACGCAAGACCAGAUCAGCAACAUAAAGUAUCAUGAGGAAUUUGAGAAGAGCAGAAUUAGUAGUGAUGCCCCACCCCCAGUGAAUGCCAGUCAAGAUCCGCAGCCAGCCAUCCCUCAGACCUACAGCUCCCAGCCGGAUCCUGUGUCUGUUCCCUCUGCUGCUGCUGUACCACCACCUAGUGGAGGGAAGCGCUACCGGGCUCUGUACAGCUACACGGCUGCUGACGCCGAUGAGGUGUCUCUCCAGGAGGGCGACCUGAUUGCAGACGUACAACAGAUAGAUGAGGGAUGGAUGUACGGCCGCAUCGAACGCACCGGGCAACAGGGCAUGCUACCUGCUAACUAUGUCCAACCCCUCUGAAACCCUGGGCCUCGUUCAAUUGGUUGAAACAUUCAGAACACUGCAGACAGAAAUGUAAGCAUGGGUUGUGUUCAUUAGACACCAAAUGGAAGAAAAUGGAUUGAAAGAAGGCCAAUUCGUAAGUCGCUCUGGAUAAGAGCGUCUGCUAAAUGACGUAAAUGUAAAUGUGUGACUGCCCGGACGUGUCCAAUAAGAAGCGCUCAAUUUACUUUUAUUGCAAAGCAUUUAAAACCCUUUCUGUUGCAUGUCAUAAUGAACAAAACCCAGGUUGAAGGUUAGUGUCCUCUCUAGGUUGUAUUUUUCUAUCUGCAACGUUCAGAGUUUCAUUCCACUGCUGAACUUAGUCCAGGAGAAAUGGGGAGAUGAAAAAAGGGGGGGGAAAAUAUGGGAAACAAAUCACAGCCCAAGAGAGGGAGAGGAGGGAAGAAGGAGAAAAGAAAACAACUAGUGCCAUUAAGACUUGAAUAUUGUCUCUGACCAUGUUUUUGCUCAUAUGGUCUAUUAUUCAUGGUUUAGCUAAUAAAGCUUCUCACUGCCAUUUUCAGUACACAGUCCACUAUCGGACAGCUCAAUGCCCUAAUACUACUACACCUAAAUAGUUUUAAAAUGUCUAGGUCUUCCCCGUGGUUUAUUUCUAGUGACAUAACGACCCCAGUGAGGCCAUACCAUAUUAAGUUUGCAUCUAUUAGGCAGUGUACAAUAUAGAGUUGAAUGGUGGCUGCCAUUCUUCCAAGUCAUUCCCCAAAAUGUAUUAAUUAUUCCGAAAUGUUGCAUAAAGUUGGAAAGUUCAGGAUCGGCUUACAGUUGACAAUUGUACAUUUUAGGACAGAUAUUUCUAUCAUUUAGAACCUAGAGGGCUUCCGUGUUAGAAUACCUAAAGGUCUGUGUCUACCGAUUACAAUAGUUACACUAAUCAGCAGCACCUGGUUUGGGCUAGGCAGAAACAGGUGUGCACAAUUAUCAAGCAAUGGUAUUUUAUUAGGAUCCCCAUUAGCUGUUGUGAAAGCAGCAGCUACUCUUCCUGGGGUCCACACCAAACAUAAAAUAGAACAUUAAUAAACAAGAACAGAACUAAUGAUGUCCUAAAAGAGCUGUUUAAAAUAAUCACUGCUAUGCAUACAAAAAAAUACUUAAUUGGUAGUGUGAUACGGUUUGACAGAAAUUAAGAAUUCCAAAAUUUUACAAUUCACAGGGAUUCAAGGGUGUUUUAUAAGUUUGAAAAAUUAAAUGGGUAUGAUUUAUAUUAUUCUAUUCUAAGUUUUGCAAUGAAGCAUUAAAAUUCAUUGGAGUAAAACUGAAAA